CAUGAGAAUGAAAACUACUACUAAGCAAAUGAUUUAGCAAUCAGCAGAGGGGAAAUAAUUUUGGUUUAGUUUUACUUAAUCCUUCCGAUGUAUAUUAUAUACCUCUCCUGAAGAAUUAACUGACGAUCUCCUUAUUUCGUUAACUUCACCAGAACUGAUGGAUGAGUAAAACACAGAAAAAAAACUGAUGUAAGCUGAGUCAAACACCGAAAAUGUGGCCGUGGGAAUGGAGAGAUACACUGAAGCGGCGUAAGGAUGGUUAUGGACGUGUUAACACAGAAGAUGACACUUAUGAAUCAAAGCAGCACAAAAUACAAACCAAAUCGUUCCUAAGGAACAAUAAGAUAAAAGGUUUAGCUGCAAUCUUAGUUAUAGCAGCUGUUGUUGUUUUCUUUGGCUGGCCUAGAGGAGGCUUUAAGGGUGAGGUUCCUGAUGUGUCUCAUGUCACACACCGCUACAAAAGCCAUGGCAGCCUCACUUUCAAAAAAGGGGAAUUUUAUCUUGAUACAAAUCCUAUCAAAAUUGUCAGUGGAACCAUGCACUAUUACCGAGUUGUACCAAGCUAUUGGGAGGAACGUAUGAAAAAAAUGAAAGCUUGUGGAUUAAACACACUGCAAACAUCAAUUCCAUGGAAUCUACACAAUCAGAAUAAACAUUCAUAUUUUACUGAAGUUUCUUCAUUCUUUCUUUAUUACAGUGAGUACCUGGAGACUGCUAAGAAAGUGGGUCUCCAUGUCAUUAUCGUUCCUGGUCCAUACGUUGGCAGUGACCUUGAACUUGGAGGUCUGCCAAGCUGGCUGUUACGUGACCCAGACAUGGAAGUGAGGACAAACUAUGAUGGUUACUUGUCCGCAGUUAAAAGAUAUUUCACAUAUCUGAUGUCUAUUAUAGAACAGAAGCAGCAUUCCAAAGGUGGCCCUAUUAUAGCAGUCCAGAUUGAACAUCAGUAUGGAUCCUUCAGUAAAGAUACCAAACAUUUGCAGGUUCUCAAAAAGAUGAUGGUGCAGCUUGGUGUAACUGAAAUGGUGCUGACAUCAGAUGGAUGGACAGAUGAUAAUAAGCUGGGCAUGGCUGUAGCACCUUUCCAUGACAGCGCCUUACCAACAGCCAGCUUCAGCAGCUUUGAGGAAGGGAAGUCAGCUUUUGAUCAUAUUACAAGUCUGAGUACAGACUUCCCAUUGUUCGUCUCAAACUUCUGGACAGGAGCCAACAACUACUGGGGAGAUAAAUACAGUCCUGGUUCUACAGUCACAGAGUUCACAUCAAACCUAGAGGAAGUGCUGAUCACUGGGGCCUCUAUCAAUUUCUACAUGUUUCAUGGGGGAACAAACAUUGAUGUUAUUGCAGGCGCUAGUGAUCAUAAUGGCUACCAACCGGGAGUCACAAGUUAUGAUUAUGAUGCACCGUUAACUGAAUGGGGAGACACCACCCUGAAGUAUAAGGCAAUCACUGAGCUGCUUCUGAAGUAUGACUAUAUACGACCAGAGGAUAUCGUGAUACCAGAAAUAUCUCGAGAUCCUCGGACCACUGCCUAUGGUAGUGUACAGAUACAGGCCUUCCUCAGUUUUGAGAACAUGCUAUCCAGAGUAAAGGGAAUGCAGAGGUCCCGCUUUUCACUUACCAUGGAGGAGCUGAAUGUCAGAGGUCAAAGGUCAGGCUACAUACUGUAUAGAACAAACAUACCUAGCUCGUCCAUUGUCAGAUUGACUGACCAGCCACGGGACAGGUUACAGCUGUUGGUGAAUGGUAUUAACAUGGACACAAUAUUUGACUGGAAUACCAAUACACGUACUACUGAUAUCUCCUCCGAAUGUAUCUUCAUUAACAACACACUGGACCUCCUAGUGGAGAAUACCGGCCGAGUUAGUGAGGUAAAACAGUCGUCAGAUUGGAUGGACAAGCAGAGGAAAGGUCUUCAUGGGGAUGUGUUAGUAGACCGCCACACUGUGAAUCACUGGACCAUCUAUAGUCUGGACUUCUCAUCCAGCUUCAUCAACAGGAUCAAAACGUUUGACAGAUGGAAACCAUUUACCUCCUCAAGUCUGGUUCCAGGACUGUACCGAACAGAACUGAGCAUUGAGCAGUCACCAACAGACACUUUUCUGUCACUUACUGGCUGGGAGAAGGGCAUGGUUUUUGUGAAUGGAAACAAUGUCGGACGUUAUUGGAAUGUUGGGCCGCAACACUCUCUUUAUGUACCAGCAUACUACUUGAAACGUGGUAUGAACUUGAUUUUGAUAUUUGAACAACACAAGGUUGGAGCGACCAUAUUUUUCUCAGACAAACCAUCCAUAGGAAAAAGGAUGGCAUCGGAAAAGUACUGAUUCGAUGGACAGAAUG
Molecule: messenger RNA, 2340 nt
Organism: Ylistrum balloti
Lineage: Eukaryota; Metazoa; Mollusca; Bivalvia; Pectinida; Pectinidae
Product: beta-galactosidase-1-like protein 2
Exons: 18
Coding region: 213-2324 (703 amino acids)
Biological process (GO): carbohydrate metabolic process
Cellular component (GO): vacuole
Molecular function (GO): beta-galactosidase activity
Source: RefSeq, a predicted model, not a curated record